AUGGAGGAUACCCAGCAGGUCGCAAGUGCGGCAGAAACCCAGGGAACCCUGGAACGAUAUGUCCAGCAAAGACACCGCUACUAUCAACAUCUGAGUGCCUUCGCAAUCAGGUUUGAGGAAGACCACACAGGUGCAGAACAAGAUCUUCCUAACUUUAAAAGUCUUGUUCGAGCACUAGGCAUUGAUUCCGUCGAGGAGUGCGUUCUCUUAGCUAGUGAUAGAACACCUGGGUGGACUAUUAUAAGCAAGCUCCGCGAACACCUUCUGGGUGGACUGCAGCAAUGCCUCCACCCAAAAUUUGGUCGCUAUUUAGUGAUCAUCCAUUACUCAGGGCAUGGCACCUACAAGCCAGAACAAGGACUAUGGUUUCAUGCUAAUCCUCAAUCAAAGCCGUUCUUUACCUUAAACACACUUACAGAAGCUGUGUCGAUAAACUCUCAGCAGUCCGACGUGUCUAUGGGCGCCGUAUUUAUUAUAGACAGUUGCGAGAUAGGGUCUGCGAGACUCACUGUUCGAGUAGAUGAUACCUUCGAACUCCUAGCCGCCGUCCCCGAGCAGAAAACGACGUUUGCUACCUCAGGCAGACAGAACCAAAAACAAACCUUCACCGCCAAAUUAGCUAAUGCUGCAGCUAUUGCUCAAGGCAAAGCACGAUCAGUCGACUUUGCAGAGCUCCUUGACUCGGCUUACAGCCUCUCGUCCGCGAAAUUCCCCGUCCACAAGCUCCUGUCAGGUUCCGUGUCUAUACGAGUCAAGUUUUCAGGUCUGGCACACUCCAGUUUACCGCAGCCGCAGCCACCAGCCUCCCUCCCACUGUCAAUGAAGGUACCUGCUAAGGUCCUUUUCUCUUGUCACUUCCUAGAAGACUCUGCCUCGGAGGCGACAAAAAAACUGCGUUCCUGGAUAGAGCUUCUUGACCCAGAAAUCGGAUUGCAAGUAACCGGCGUAUUCCAGACAGAAUCCACCGUAUUGAUACUCCUGGCGCCGUAUACGGUUUUCUGCACGAUGCGAACUCUUCUUCCAGGCAUCACCCUAAUUGCCGGGAAAGUGUUUAUCCCACAGAGUCCAGCUAGUACCAUCGAAGACCCCGUCCUCACAUCAACCCCACGGCAGCCAGAACGAGUCCCCGUAUAA
Molecule: messenger RNA, 1134 nt
Organism: Trichophyton benhamiae CBS 112371
Lineage: Eukaryota; Fungi; Ascomycota; Eurotiomycetes; Onygenales; Arthrodermataceae
Exons: 1
Coding region: 1-1134 (377 amino acids)
Biological process (GO): proteolysis
Molecular function (GO): cysteine-type endopeptidase activity
Source: RefSeq, a predicted model, not a curated record